Molecule: messenger RNA, 1766 nt
Organism: Aspergillus heteromorphus CBS 117.55
Lineage: Eukaryota; Fungi; Ascomycota; Eurotiomycetes; Eurotiales; Aspergillaceae
Product: putative general amidase
Exons: 4
Coding region: 60-1670 (536 amino acids)
Source: RefSeq, a predicted model, not a curated record
UCCCUUCCACGUUCCCAAGCACCACCACCACCACCACCACAACAACAAACCAGACCAAAAUGCCCUCCCCAACCACUUGGCAAGAAAAAGCGCAACAAAAACGCACCACCGCAGCCGCCAAAAUCCCGGUAGAAUGGCUCAUCCCUUCGUCCGACCUCACGCGCCUGCAAGCCACCUACACCAACAUGCUCUCGAUCCCCGAACAAACCGGGCUGUUGACCCCGCUGGACAUCGAAAUCACCUCCACCGGGUCCGCAACCGCACUGCUGUCCUCCCUCGCGUCCCAGAAAUACACCGCGGAGGAAGUAACCCUCGCAUUCUGCAAACGCGCCGCGAUCGCGCAACAACUCGUCUCGUGCCUCACGGAGACGUUCUUCUUCGAGGCUCUGACGCGGGCGCGGGCGCUGGACGCGCACCUCCGAACAACCGGUCGGACGAUGGGACCGUUGCACGGGCUGCCGAUUAGUCUGAAAGACUCGUUCAAUAUCGCGAGUAUACACACGAGUCUUGGGCUGGUGGCUUUCCUGGAUCGGCCGCCGGCGAGCCAGAACUCGUCGCUCGUGACGGUGCUUCUCGCUGCGGGCGCGGUUCUGUACGUGAAGACGAACAUCCCGCAGACGAUGAUGACGUGUGAUUCCGAGAAUCAUGUGUUUGGACGCGUGCUGAAUCCGUACCGGACGAAUCUCACGGCGGGGGGCAGUUCGGGCGGGGAGGGCGCUUUGUUGGCGCUGAGGGGCUCGAUUCUGGGCGUGGGAACGGACGUGGCGGGGUCGAUCCGCAUCCCGGCGCUGUGCUGCGGGGGGGUUGGCUUCAAGCCGAGUGCCGGGCGGGUGCCGUAUGGCGGGGUGGCCGGGUCGGGGAGGCCGGGGUUGGUCGGCGGCAUUCCGGCGGUGGCCGGGCCCAUGGGCCAUGAGGUGAGGGAUAUGGAGCUGUUCAUGCGGACGGUGUGUGAGGCGAGGGCCAGGGCGGAGGACGUGGAUGAUGGGGUGGUGGGGAUGAGGUGGAAGUUGAAGAUCGGCUGGUAUAGGGAGGAUGCGUCGCGACCAUUGCAUCCGAAUAUGGCGCGGACGAUGAAGCGCGCCGUCGCGAGGCUGCAGGGGGCCGGCCAUACGGUGGUGGAUAUCACGGAUCUGAUGCCCUCCAUGGCGGACGCGAAUGCGAUGGCGUGGAGGCUGUUUAGCAUGGAUCCGGACCGCACGGCGGAGGGACAUCUGCGGAGAAGUGGGGAGCCCCCGAUCGCGUCGCUGAAGAUCUCGUAUCCUGUCGAGGAGUCGCUGCCGGAGCCGUCGUUGCGCGAGUUGUAUGAUUUGAAUGUCAGGAAGGACGACAUCGCGGCCAGAGUCAGACGCCUGUGGCUGCAGAAUGACCUCGAUGUUAUUCUUGCUCCUGGGUAUCAGAGCUGCGCAGUCCCCCAUGACACCUAUGGCAUGCCGGUUUAUACGGUCUUCUUUAGCUUGAUUGAUUAUCCGGCGUGUGUGCUGCCGUUUGGGAAGGCGGAUGCUCUGCAGGAUCUGCACGAGGCGAGGGAUGUGGAUUACGUGCCUGCUUACAAACCCGAGGAAGUCGAGGGCGCCCCUUGUCAUAUCCAGCUGGUGGGCCGACGGAUGAAGGACGAACUCUUAGUACAGCACGCGAAGGUGGUGGAGGCUGUUCUCAGAGGUGGAUACUAGUGUUAGCAUCGCAUCGCAACGCGAAAGCAGAGAGAGCAGUAGCUAGAAGUCCCCUCCCCUCCCCAGGGGACAACUAUCCUGACAAUGCCAUCCAUU